AUGCCAGAGGAGCUUCCACCAUGGCAGCAUUCCAGGCCGCUCUGCUGCUCACUGGAGCGGUCUGUUACUGAGCGGCCUGUUACUCCCUGGCAGGCGGAGUUGAAGUCAUGGACAGCCAAUCGCAUCGGUGACUUGACACAGACCCGGGAUUCGGACUGCUUGGAGAUUGCCGAGUGCAUCCUGGAGAAUGAGGAUCUUGCCGACCCGGAAGCCUUAAAGGCCUGGCUGAGCCCUUUCGUCACGGAGGAGAGCGCCAAGCACAAGGCAGAUAGCUUUGUGGAGGCGCUGUUCGAGCGGAAAGCGCAGAUCGCCUUGCUUCAGUCAAAUCCUCAAGGUGCAGCCGGGGGAGAGGGGGCCAAGGGAAAGUCCAAGGAGGGCAAGGGCGGCCCGAAGGGUGGGCGAGGCCGAGAUAGAGAUGAGGACCGUGGGAAGGGCAAGAGUGGCAAAGGUGAGAAGCAGAGAGUGCUACCUACCAUGGACAUGCCCUUCCUGCCUCGCCGCGAGGGAGAUAAGCGCCUGAUGGUCGUGGACGCCUCUUCCGGCCGGCACAACGUCCUCACGAACUGUCUCAACUGUGGAAAGGUGAUCACCGAGCAGGAAGGCUGGGGUCCCUGCCUCUUCUGUGGCAACCCCUUGGAGGUUGGAGACCGUCGGACGGGCAUCAAGAGAGGUGAUGAGCGAGGUCGGAUAGAAGUGGAUGGCAGGCCAGCUGGUGAUGACGACGAACGCUACAAUGCCUCGUUCCAGCGAGCGGUUGCCACCAAGGACAGGCUGCUAAGCUACGACCGGGACGCGAAGCGAAGGACCAAGGUCUACGACGACGCGACGGACUGGUACUCCGAAGCGGCGAACCCGUGGCUCUCCGAGAAGCAGAGGGAGGAGGCCAAAGCCAAGGGGCAAGAUGAGGAGAGGCGCCGAAGGGAGGAGCGGCGGAAGAUCCAUGCGACCAUCGACAUCUUCGGCCGGACCGUCAUUGACACGAGUGCUGAUGUUGAGGCGAACAUGAAGAAGAAGGAUCGAGAGACGUUUCAAGAGUGGACCGAGGGGACCACGAAGAACCAGCGCCUCCUGAAGAUGCUGGAGAAAGUAGAUUGCAUAGUCAACUGUCCGCCAUCCGACAUGGUUCAUCAACCGACGGAAGGCUGCACUUACGAGCUCAACGACGAGUUCAUCAAGAACACUUUCAUCCAUAUUCCGGCCCCACCAGAGCCCGAGGAGCUCAAGCGGGGACGCACCGCCCCCCCGCAGGUUCAUGACGUGGACACCGACCGCGAGCCCGAAUCCGAGGCCGAGCCUUGUGUGGAGCCCGUGGAGUCACUGAAGCUUCCUGACUUCGGCUUGAAGCUUCCGGACUUCACGAAUCCAUGGACGGAAAUCGAGAACACUGUGCCCUGCCCGGAUAUGCUUUGCCGUCACCGCACACACGACGUCUUUGAGAAUGGAGAUGGCCACGGCAUGACAUGGCCGAUGUACCCCGUUGAGGGAGGCUUGGACGUUGAGGGACAACUUGAGAUGGACGAGUUGAACUACGAUGCAAGCUUUGGCCAGGGAAGCCAAGGGAACGAGAUGACGAGUUUCGUGCAUGGAGCCUGGGAAGGACAGGUUGGAGUCCAGACAGGUGAGGUGAUGCAUCCGGCACCAGGUACAGCGGUGUUCGUCUUGCACCCUCCAUGCAUGGCUUCAGAUGGUGGCUUUGGCAGUUCCCAGCCCUACCUGGUGCCCAUGCACAUCAGCCCCGUGAACUCCAUGAGCCCCGAGAAUCUCGGCUGGCAGAUGCACGCCAUGUCUUCACCGAACUGGUCGGGGGAAAGCCCGGCGUCUGAGCUUCCCUUCACGUCGCCAGUUGUGCCCAUGCACAGCUUUUUUCCAGAGGCAGGUGAGGAAGUUCCGCAACAGGACGUCGUCAAACUCCGCAAGGAAGACUUGCUCCCGGAGUGCGACGAGAUCUCGGAAGUUACGCCUGCACUCUCUGACAUCGACAAGUUCUGGGAUGGACUUGGGGUGGACAUGUUGCAUCAGCCCCAGAAGAUCGGCCGGUCACCGAACAUGGAGCACGUCUAUUGGGUGGUGGAUGCCAACAAGCUCAACGACAAGGCGAAGGUCUUGGUCUCGCCGGAGUUCAAGGUGGGGAAACUUCCGAAAACAGGGGGACCCCAAUGUGUAGUACCCUAA
This is a messenger RNA of Symbiodinium necroappetens, 2172 nucleotides long. The record is from the annotation of a GenBank genome assembly. NCBI's taxonomy places the organism in Eukaryota, Dinophyceae, Suessiales, Symbiodiniaceae.